Mycosarcoma maydis (corn smut) is the source of this 366-nucleotide messenger RNA. RefSeq lists its product as uncharacterized. Gene Ontology annotation, biological process: mRNA splicing, via spliceosome. Bases 1 to 366 code for a protein of 121 amino acids. Lineage: Eukaryota; Fungi; Basidiomycota; Ustilaginomycetes; Ustilaginales. The transcript has a single exon. The record is from RefSeq and is a predicted model, not a curated record. Gene Ontology annotation, molecular function: RNA binding. Gene Ontology annotation, cellular component: U2 snRNP; catalytic step 2 spliceosome; precatalytic spliceosome.
AUGGCUAGCCAAUCUUCCAUCGGCGCUGCACGCCAGCACAGUCGCAUUCUGUUUGUCAAGAAUCUCAACUACAACACUACAGGUGCCGACCUGUACCAAGUCUUUGGCCGCUACGGUGCCAUCCGUCAGAUUCGACUUGGAGAUGCGACAGGCACAAAAGGUACAGCGUACGUCGUGUACGAGGAGAUGGCGGAUGUAAAGCGAGCUCUCGACCAUCUGAAUGGUUUCCACCUCAACGAGAGGUAUAUCGUUGUGUUGUAUCAUAUGCCUGCCAGGUUGGCAGCGAAGGCAGACCUCGCAAGAAGAGAGGCUGAACUGGCAGACCUCAAGGCUCUUCACAAUAUCACUGACGAGGUAUUACAUUGA